Pungitius pungitius (ninespine stickleback) is the source of this 2648-nucleotide messenger RNA. RefSeq names its product Krueppel-like factor 15. The record is from RefSeq and is a predicted model, not a curated record. The coding region runs from base 516 to 1934 and encodes 472 amino acids. Gene Ontology annotation, molecular function: DNA-binding transcription factor activity, RNA polymerase II-specific; RNA polymerase II cis-regulatory region sequence-specific DNA binding. Gene Ontology annotation, biological process: regulation of transcription by RNA polymerase II. The transcript has 3 exons. NCBI's taxonomy places the organism in Eukaryota, Metazoa, Chordata, Actinopteri, Perciformes, Gasterosteidae.
CGACCAAUGGGGCUGCAGAGCGGAGACGAGCCUUCAGCAGCAGCCUCUCAUCUCUCACUACAGUAGGCUAAGGCUGUAACGCACACUGGUGGUCAUGUGACGGUCAUAUAGUACAACUCAGGCAGGUCCCCGUCCAGUUGGAAAGCUGCUGCCGCGCUGCAUGGCGAGUCUCAAGGGCAACAGCUGCUCUGGCUUUGGACUGCCGCGUCGGAUGCCACGGACAGAACCAUUACUCCGCGCGCCUUCUGCAUUGGGGUGUCAGUGGGUUUCAUUCAACAAGACACACCGUAUCCGGACUGGAGACCUUGGAUUGUAAGAGUGUUUCCGCAACGCCUACUUUUUUUGAGAGAGAAACACCAGAUGUUUUGAUAUCUUCCCUAUUUGGGAAGUGUGGCCUCUGUGAUCCGGGUUUAAUUGGCCUUACUUCCCCAUCGGUGGAGGGAAUCAUUUUCUGACCAAUCUUCCCAACCACGGACUCCAACUAAAGACAGUUGGUUGCUCGUCACUGUCCAGGAAUGGUGGACAACUCCCCCGUUAGUAAGGGGGCUUUUCUUCCUUACAGUGUCUCGUCACAGGACUACCGGCUGUCAGAUAUGGUGAUAGACCUGAGCUCAUACCAGGUGAUGCCGUCACCGUUUUCGGAGGAUGACCGGAGCGAGUCGUCCAGCCCUCGUUCUUGUUCCAGCCCCGACUCCCAGGUGCUCAGCUCCAGCUACGGUAGCAACUCCAGUGCUGAGAGUCAGGACAGCAUCCUGGAUCACCUGCUGUCCCAGGCCUCUUUGGGGGGUGCCAACAGUGUGCUGGCAGAGUCUGUUGCACCUAUACCAUUAUCCACUUUCUUUCGGGAGUCACGGAGAGACAUGCUUCCCAAAUGCCAGCCUGCGAAGGAGGAACAUUUUGACUUUCUAUCCUGGGCCAAUGUAGAGACAGAAGAACAACUUGGAGGGUCCUUUCAGCCCACACUGGAAGAGAUUGAAGAAUUCCUAGAGGAAAAUAUGGAAGUGGUAUCGAUGAAGCAGGAAAUCCACAAGGGUUGUCCAGGAUUUGGAGUUGGACUGGAGAAGGCUCUUGGUCUAGAGGUUGACCACGAGUGGUGCAGGGAUUCCUCCCCUGAGCCUAGGGCAGAGCCAAAGCCAGAGGCCAAGUAUUUAGACCAAACUGUCCCCACCUCCAGCGCUGCUGGCCUGGCUACUGCUGCCUCCAGGGAGACCAAAACUACACCAGUUAACUCCACCCGUGAAUCCAGCACAGCAGCCAGGAAGGCAACGGACAACAAACCUUCGUCAGAAGACAGUGUCACAAAUGGUAGUGGGAUGCCCGUUGUAGUGCAGAUUCAGCCCCUUCACAUCAAGCAGGAGCCCACGGUAGCACCUAUUACCCCAGUUGUACCGCCCCCACCGUCCACCCCAGCCUCAGACAUCAAAAUUGCACAGCUUCUAGUCAACAUCCAUGGUCAGACUUUUGCCCUGGUGCCCCACAUCGUGCCCUCCACUAGCCUUAACGUCUCCUCCAAGUUUGUACGCAUCGCUCCAGUCCCCAUUGCGGCCAAACCGCUCGGGGAUAGCUCAGCCGGCCAGGGCUCAGGGAUACUUAUUGGAGGUCAAAAGUUCCAGAAGAACCCGGUGGCAGAUUUUAUCAAAAUGCACAAAUGCACUUUCCCUGGCUGCACCAAAAUGUACACCAAGAGUAGCCACCUGAAAGCUCACCUGAGGAGGCACACAGGGGAAAAGCCUUUUGCCUGCAACUGGCAAGGCUGUGGAUGGAGGUUUUCCCGAUCCGACGAGCUGUCGCGACACCGGCGCUCCCACUCAGGAGUCAAGCCCUACCAGUGUCUGGUGUGUGAGAAGAGGUUCGCCCGCAGCGACCACCUGUCAAAGCACAUCAAGGUCCACCGCUUCCCCCGCAACAGCAGGACAGUCCGCGCAGCAAACUGAAGAAGCCUGUCAAGCUUUUGGUUUCAGCAGUAUGCUUUCUCCUAAUUUAUUGUCCAAAAGUAAACCGUCCUGUCUGUGUCCAGCUGAAGGUUUUUUUUUUGUGCUGCUUGGACCUUUUUUUCAUUCUGUUUGGAGUAUUUGACAUCUUUGGUAACAGUACACGCGGCGUGGAUCAAAGCCGCCUUUUAUCUUCCAGAGAGCUGACAGCGUCUUGGACAUUCUUUCUUCUCACGCAAUGUUUAGGAAGUCAGAGGAAGUUCAUUGGGAUUGUCAUUAGCUACAACCAGUAUCAUCUUUCAUUGACAGUGGUUGAAUACAUUUAUUGUUCCACUUUGACAGAGGCACGUGAAACCUCGCCAAAGUCAAAGUUGGCUCGGCAUUGUCGGGCGGAAACCUCUCUGCACUUUUUCAUAAUUUUCAUUUUGUAUUUUUCAUACACGAUUUUUACUCUCACCGGUUAAAUCUGUCUAUGGGUUUUACAAAUAUUUAACCAAUGAAAAGUGUAAAAAUGAAAAAGGGCUUAGGAAUACAUCUUGAAACUCGAUCUGGUACUAAAACUGCCUGCAACUUCGUCUGUGGACUGCAGUGUCACAAAACAAUCUUACAAAAACUGUGAAACUGAGGAAUGGCAUAGCAACACACGGAAUCCAGACAGGAAACUAAAAGGGUCAAUGUCGAAUCGGCCUUGUGUCAUGUGAUCGGCGUUACGUUGCU